GGCGCCAUUUGUGUUCGUCGCAUGUUUGUUUCAGGACAGCAAAAGUUUUCACGAGAAUCUCCUUGGUAAAGAUGAGUUUUCCAAAUAUGUUUGGAGGAGGCUAUAUGGACAUGGGUGGUGGUGGUGGUGGUGGUGGGGGAUUUAUGACUGAUGAUUCUCCAUCAAAACUAGAUUCAUCACAAACAAAAAAGUCAAUGAAAUCAAUGAGAGAAACACUUUGGCCAGUUACAAAUGCCAUGCUACACAAGGCUCAAUAUGACAACAUAUCUGAAAUGUUCAAAUUUGAUGACAUUGAGUUGCAUCAGGUCACAAUAGUUGGUGUUAUCAGAGAAGUCCAGGAAUCCUCAACAAAUAUCUUAUACAAAGUUGAUGAUAUGACGGCAGACAGCAUAAUUGUGCGCAAAUGGAUUGAGCCAGAUGAAAACCCAGCAGAAGCAAUAAGGAGGUCACAAUACAGAGAAAAUUCAUAUGUCAGAGUAUAUGGACACAUGAAAUCACUUCAAGACAAAAAAUGCCUUGUUGCUUUUAAAAUUGCACCAGUUAAAGAUUUCAAUGAAAUAACUUACCACAUGCUUGAUGUUAUUCAUUCAUUUCUUUACAAAACAAAGGUUGUGGAUAAAGGUGAUGUUAAUAUGAGUGGGGUCUUUAACACUGGUACUGAGACAGCUGGACUGGAUGGCAAAAAAGUAUUUUCUGCACCAAACACACAUGGAAUGUCUGUGAUCGAGAGGCAGAUACUUGAUAUGGUCUAUGUUUGUCGUGAUGAGCAAGGAGUCUCCAUUGAUGCCAUGAAACAACAGCUACGAGGCAUAAGUAAUGCCCAACUCAAGGAAACACUCGACUUCUUGAGUAAUGAAGGUCACAUCUACUCAACAAUUGAUGAAGAACAUUUCUUAUCAACUUCUGCUGGGAUGUGAGACAUUUUUAUAAACCAUGGACACAUAAAAUGCCCCAACAUAAGAAGAUCUACACUGCAAGUCUUUCUAAUAAUGUUGCGCCUUGGUGUAUGUUGCCAUGUUGGGCCUUAAAGCUAAACCCUUUGAUAGUAGCAUAAUUAACUUAAGAAUAAGGGCUUUUAAAAUCCUGAGAGGGGUAAUCAUUACAAUUACUUUAAUCUUUUCCAGAACUGCUGUUCCCAGACUCUUGACUGAUGCCCAUAAAUAUUUUGCAGAUUAAUUUUAUGUCAGUAUUACGUUGCAGUUAUUCCCUUCCCAGUAUGGUGAGACAGCCUUUUUCCUAAUCACCAAAUACGUAUCAUAUCAGAUCAGACCAUUGUUGAAAUUGUUUAGUUGUUCUCAAUUUAGAUUAAAUUAAGUGUCAGUAAGAACAUAUGUACCUAAAUAUUUGUGUCAUAUACA
This is a messenger RNA of Rhopilema esculentum, 1358 nucleotides long. RefSeq names its product replication protein A 32 kDa subunit. The record is from RefSeq and is a predicted model, not a curated record. Gene Ontology annotation, biological process: DNA replication; nucleotide-excision repair; double-strand break repair via homologous recombination. Lineage: Eukaryota; Metazoa; Cnidaria; Scyphozoa; Rhizostomeae; Rhizostomatidae. Gene Ontology annotation, cellular component: DNA replication factor A complex; chromosome, telomeric region; site of double-strand break. Gene Ontology annotation, molecular function: single-stranded DNA binding.